AUGAUUCUGGCGCCGCUCACGCGCGCCAACCACGUGCCCUUCCGCGAACUCACCGUCAAGUACGGCGCCGAAGCCACCAUGUCCGAGAUGGCCUUCGCCCGCAACCUCACCGCGCGGCGGCCGAACCUGGUGGAGCUUUCGCGUCUCCGCCGCUCCGCCGCCGAGCCCCUGUACGGCGUGCAGGUCGCCACGAAGCAGAUCGACGAGUGCGUCCGCGCGGGCCUGCUCGCGGCGGAGGCGGGCGCGUCGUGGCUGGACCUCAACUGCGGCUGCCCGAUCCACGAAGCGACGCGGCGCGGCCUCGGCGCAACGCUGCUGCGGAAGCCGAAGAAGCUCGCGCGGCUCGUGCGCGAGACCGCGGCCGCCAUCCCCAUCCCGAUGACGGUCAAGAUCCGCACCGGAGAGAAGGAAAAGAAGAUCAAUGUGCUGGAGGUAGUCGAGGCGCUGCAGGACACUGGGAUCGCGGCGGUGUCGAUCCACGGGCGCACGAAGGAGGCGCGGUACACCCGCGCGGCGCGCUGGGACUUGAUCCGCGACGCGGUGGCGGCGUCGCAGGUGCCGGUGGUGGGCAACGGCGACGUGCUGACGCACUACGAGGCGCGCGACAAGCUGCGGGCGUCCGGGGCGCACGCGGUCAUGGUCGGCCGCGGGGCGCUGAUCAAGCCGUGGAUAUUCCAGGAGUUCAAGGAGAACCGAGUGAUGCUGCCGACGACGCGCGAACGCAUCGGAAUCUACAUGGAGCUCGUCGACCUCAUGAAGACGUACUUCGGGGACGACGCGCGAGGAAGGAGCAAGGCGUGGUACUUUUUCCCGUGGCACUUCAGCUUCCUGUGUCGGUACCGCCCCAUGCCGGAGGACAUGUUCCUGGAGGCGUCCCGCGAACACCCGCUGAUCAACAGCCGCUUCGACGUGGCGGUGGCGGGGCUCGAGGGGCACCCGGACGGCCGCGACCUCCCCCCGCUGGAAAGGCUGCUGCGGUGCCAGUACGACGACGCGCACGAAGCCCUUGCGUCCAUCCUUUGGGACGAGGGGCCCGACGAGGGCGCGGUGCUGGCAGCGCUGCAGCGCGCCGCGGACACGGACCUGCCAGGGUGGGACGCGGCGCGCAGGGGGGUCGCGGAGGAGGAGGCGCGCGCGGAGCGCGAGCGCGCUGAGCGGCGCACAGCUCGGUCUGGCGGAGACGGCGAGGGGGGGGACUCCGAGGAGGAAGAAGAGCCCGACGCACUCGUCCUUGGGUGA
Molecule: messenger RNA, 1239 nt
Organism: Pedinophyceae sp. YPF-701
Lineage: Eukaryota; Viridiplantae; Chlorophyta; Pedinophyceae
Source: the annotation of a GenBank genome assembly